AUGCCGUCGCGAACUCUCCCUACCUUCACUCGCGCCGAGGUCGAGGCUCACAACACCAAGAAAUCAUGUUAUGUCACCAUUGGCGCCAACGUUUACGACGUGACCGACUUCGCCCAAGAUCACCCUGGUGGCGACGACCUGGUGUUUGAGUAUGCGGGCAAGGACGUUGAGGCAAUCCUGCGCGAUCCUACCUCUCACCCCCACUCAGAGGCGGCGUACGAGGUCCUCGACGACUCCUUGGUCGGUUUCGUUAUCAACCAGAAGGCCGUCAACGGAUCAGGCAACGGGUCGGUCCACAAGGUUAACGGAACAUCGAAUGGCAAAGCGAACGGCCACGCGAACGGGGACGCCAACGUCAACGGCAACGGCGCGGCCGAGACUGAAAACGAGGGUGUCAAGAUGAACGAGCACGGCGAGCUCUGGGACGGCGAGCGUUGGGUUCACCCCCGGACCGGUAUGGCCAGUGAGGAUGACUUGAGCAAGGAAACCGAUUACACCACCGACUACAAGAAACACAAGUUUCUCGAUUUGAGCCGUCCUCUUUUCCCCCAGAUGUGGUAUGGCGGCUUCAGCAAGGAGUUUUAUCUCGACCAAGUUCACCGCCCUAGGCACUACAAGGGUGGCGAGUCCGCGCCUCUGUUCGGCAACUUCCUCGAGCCUCUGUCCAAGACGCCCUGGUGGGUUGUUCCACUUGCAUGGCUCCCGCCUGUGGCAUACCACCUCUACCUUGCCCGAGAUGGCAUGGAAAGCACCACUCAGGAAUUCCUGUACUUCGGGCUUGGUCUUUUCCUCUGGACUCUGAUCGAGUACAUUCUCCACCGUUUUCUGUUCCAUCUCGAUCAAUGGCUCCCUGACAACCGAGUGGGCAUCACCGCGCACUUCCUCCUCCACGGCAUCCACCACUACCUUCCCAUGGAUAAGUACCGCCUGGUCAUGCCCCCGACGUUGUUCGUCGUUCUUGCCACCCCAUUCUACAAGCUUGCCCACUGGGUAUUCUCGUACAGCUGGCACGCCGCUACGGCCGUAUUCUGCGGAGGCAUCUUCGGCUACAUCUGCUACGACCUGACGCACUAUUUCCUCCACCACCAGAACCUGCCCCUCUGGUACAAGGAACUCAAGAAGUACCACCUUCAACACCACUUUCUCGACUACGAGCUCGGUUUCGGCGUCACCAGCCGGUUCUGGGACAGUGUCUUUGGCACGGAACUGCCUCCCAUCGUGAAGGCCAACUAA
Molecule: messenger RNA, 1233 nt
Organism: Colletotrichum higginsianum IMI 349063
Lineage: Eukaryota; Fungi; Ascomycota; Sordariomycetes; Glomerellales; Glomerellaceae
Product: Cytochrome b5-like Heme/Steroid binding domain-containing protein
Exons: 2
Coding region: 1-1233 (410 amino acids)
Biological process (GO): fatty acid metabolic process; lipid biosynthetic process
Cellular component (GO): endoplasmic reticulum; membrane
Molecular function (GO): iron ion binding; fatty acid 2-hydroxylase activity
Source: RefSeq, a predicted model, not a curated record